AUGGCGCCCCGAAUUCACAUCAAACAGCAACAGGAACGCUCUCCGUCAUGCCAGCUACACAUUAUUAUUGUUGGAGCCGGUCUGGCUGGACUGGGUGCCGCGAUCAGCUGCGCCCUGUCUGGGCACAUAGUUCAUGUUCUAGAAGGCACAACGGAGAUAAAAGAAGUCGGCGCUGGUAUUCAGGUCCUUCCCAACAGUUCGCGUGUGCUUCAGCAUUGGGGCUUAGAGAAAGCGUUGACCCCUUAUAUGACCUAUCCGAGUGUUUGCAACUUUAUUGGAUGGAAGGGUAAGAAGAUCUCUCAUUUGGACUUUCACGAGUCCGAGAGCAAAUAUCCCGGAACAUGGUAUCGAGACUUCCAUCGUGCCGACCUUCAGCGUUGUCUUGUGGAAAGAGCCGUAGAGCUCGGAGUACAAAUAACGUGCAGUGCUCGCAUACGGACGGUUCGCGUGAGCGAAGAUGGUACAAUAGCAACUGCAGUUGCAGCAGAUGGUAGGGAGUGGGACGGUGAUCUAGUAAUUGGCGCUGAUGGGGUAUUUGGAAAGUUAACGGAGGAGUUGUUGGGACGCAGCGAUCCGCCAGUCAAGACGGGAGAUUUGGCGUAUCGCCUCCUAUUAUCGACUGAAGAAAUGAAAAAAGAUCCGGAGCUGGCAGACUUCGUUAAUAAGCCGCAAGUUAAUUACUGGCUUGGGCCUGAUGCACAUGCAGUCAACUAUGUCCUUCGUGGCGGUGAUUUAUUCAACAUGGUUUUGCUGGUGCCAGACGACAUUCCUGAAGCUCAAGCAUCAACCAUAGAAGGUAGUGUGGAGGAGAUGUGUGCCUUGUUCGAGGGCUGGGAUCCACGUAUUCAAAAGCUACUCAAACUUUGUCAGUCGGUGCAGAAAUGGAGGCUAUGUAUUCGAUUUGGUGAAUUCGACUGGGCUCAUGAAUCUGGAUCCUGGGUUAUGCUUGGUGAUGCUGUGCAUGCCACUCUACCAUAUCUGGCUUCAGGAGCUGGUAUGGCCUUCGAAGAUGGCGCUGUCCUCGGUGAAUGUCUCUCACUACUUCCAAAUCAUCCUAAUAUCUCGAAGUUAUCACCUGAAUUCGUGACUGCAAAGAAGCAUGCUCUAUCCAUCUUCCAGCAGUGCCGUAAGGAGCGUACAAAAAUGGUUGUUGAACGAGGGAACAUCCAACAAUACUUGUACCACCUCCACGAUGGUCCGGAGCAAGAGGAACGGGAUCGCAAAAUGCAAAUGAUACCUACGCCCGAGGGAGAGGCAUUGGCCUGGCGCGAUCCUGGAUUAGCUCCAAAACUACUGGGCUACGAUCAUAUCGCAGAUGUGGAUCGCCGUUGGAGUAUUGGACAGAAGAGUGAUAUCAUAUUGGCAGAUUCUCGACUAUAG
Molecule: messenger RNA, 1380 nt
Organism: Talaromyces amestolkiae
Lineage: Eukaryota; Fungi; Ascomycota; Eurotiomycetes; Eurotiales; Trichocomaceae
Exons: 5
Coding region: 1-1380 (459 amino acids)
Biological process (GO): secondary metabolite biosynthetic process
Molecular function (GO): FAD binding; monooxygenase activity
Source: RefSeq, a predicted model, not a curated record